GUGUAAAACAUGUGAUGCAGUAUAGUUGUAGAAUGGCACAUGUGUUUUGGAGUUGUCGAAAACAGACAACCAACCAUUUAUAAAGUCUUCUUUUUUCUAAUGAAAUUUGGUUGGAGCACACAUCGCAUCAUUGUCUAAUCUUCUUUAGAUGCAAUCGUGUAAAAUGUGUUACAUAAAAGAUCCUACAUCGAAAGUUUUUGUAAGACAUGAAUAAUAUAUACUCCCGCUGUUUCAUAAAGAAUAUCACUUUAACCCUUUUAUUUUGUUUCAAAAUAAGCAUUAUUCUAUAUUUUCAAUGCAAUUUUUCUUAUUAAUAUUUUUUUUUAAAAAUAAUCAAUAGAUAUUUAGUUAAAUCAUUUUUAUUUAAUUAAUUGUAUAAUAAAUAACGGUAUAUUAAUAUGUUUUCUCAUUUUCUCAAUAUGUAUGUGUCUAAAUAACACUUUUUAUGAAACGGAGGGGAUAAGUGUUUUGGAUCAAUUUACUUAUUGCCAUCUUCUUAUUAAAAUAGAAACAUUAUGAUUUUUUGGUGGAUUUUUAAGAAGAAUUUUCUAUUAGAUAUACUAUAUUCUAUAAUCCUAUAAAUUAUUAAAUUAUUUAUGAUAGCAAUUUAUCAGGUAUAUCACGAUUUUAGAAAGAACGAGGUGUUUUGUCUGUACAUAUGGAUAUAAUCUUCUUACGAAUAUUUAUUAGUUUAUAUUUUGUUAAUUAAAAUAAGUUAUUAUUUCUAUUUUUGUAAGGAAAAUUAAAUCAAACAUCAAGUUACUUUUAUAAGACAAAGUUUUUCAUUAAAAUAUAUAGUACAUCAAGUUACUUUUAUAUGGCAAAUAUAUAUAUUUAAACAAGAGAAUGCAUUUACUUGAAAGGUAUAUUCAGUUACAUAAUCUUAAUUAUAAAUAUUCUAUAUUUUUGCAAACAUAUUUAUAUAAAUUUUAGCAUCUAAAUAUAUAUACCAAAUAUUUUUGGUUUAUCCCAUAUUUAAUUUCAAAAUCUUGGCUGAAACUAAGCUAUUUACACUAUAAAUACAUGAACAUAUUUGCACUUAUCUUACGUGGUCUUAAAAUUCCAACUCAAAACCCUCGAAUUAUUCUCAUAUUCUAUCAUCUGAUAAAAUUUCGUCUAUCAAAAUCAUAAAAAGAUGUGAAACCCAGGUCCGUUUCUGUGUAUAUGCUAUAUGAACGUUUAAUAGACUAACGUGUUAUAUGAAAUUACAUGUAUGAGAAAAAAAAAAUAGUGUUGUACAAGACACCUUUUGGUAAACAUCAUUUAGUAAACAUCAUUUUGCUUGUUGGUGAUACACUUCAUUUUUUUACUUAUGAAAACCCAUUUACCUUUUUAGAUAUAAUUCAAAAUAUUAAUUAAAAAUACUUCAAAGCUAUUAAAAAAAUACAGUAUAACAAUAAACUUAGAGAAAAUCAUAAUAAACAACAAGAAAAUACUAUUCAUACUCUCAAAAUAUGUAGCAUUAACUUAUUUAAUUUUAUAUAAAUUUAUAUCACAAAUAUAUAUAUGAUGAAGUAAUAUGCACAUUUAAUCUAGUUGAUUAUAAAUUGGAACCCAGUAAACUUAACAUUAUAUCAAAGUGGAUUCACAUCAAUAUUGAUCUUAAAAGUGCAUCGAUCAUCCCACUAAUUGAUAGCUCAUGGAAAGCUCAAUUCCAUCAAAAUAACUACUAUUAGUAUAAAUACAUAAGAGAUUUGGGCUAAUAAAUUUACUGUCAGUUGGUUUAAAGUUAGAAUACCAGAAGACUUAAUAAAAAAUGAGACUCUAUGGGUAACGCAUCGACCCACCAACAUUCAUGACCCCAUGUCCACUCUCAACCCGUGAACCUCACCUUCAUUCGGCGUCCAGUGCCUUGUCGGAAAGGCUCGUUCGACUUGAUAUACUUACCCGAAAAACACGCAGCUUUCUGAUAGAUCACCUAUCAUUUGAUUGAUUCAACUUAAGCACGUUUAACUCUGGAGUUUUCUCCGGAUGGUUAACCGAAAAAGUAAGUAAACUAUGUGUCAUAGAUAAUCCAAAUCAACUCUUAUAAGCCCUUUCCACCUUACUACCACAAAUCCAGGACACUACACUACACAUCCUCUUCGUGUCUCCUUACAAUUCCUCUUGUUUUCAUGUCACCGUUGAUAAAAACACCAAACAUUAUCUUAAAAUACAAGCAACACUAAAUCUGGAGUUCUUGAAAGAUAGAUCAAUGGAGAACGGAACUUCCUCUGCAGCCAAUCAGACAAUUCCCCUUCUCACACCAUUCUCAAUGAGAAACUUCAAUCUUUCUCACAGAAUAGUUAUGCCAGGGAUGGCGAGAAUGAGAUCAUACGGCAACGUUCCACAACCUCACGCCGCCAUGUAUUACUCUCAGAGAGCAACGCCGGGAGGUCUUCUCAUCACCGAAGCCACCGGAGUUUCAGAAACCGCCAUGGCGUAUCAUGACAUGCCAGGGAUAUGGAAGAAAGAACAAAUCGAAGCAUGGAAGCCUAUCAUUGACGCCGUUCAUUCUAACGGCGCCGUCUUCUUCUGUCAGCUCUGGCACGCCGGUCGCGUUUCUCAUCGAGAUUCUCAGCCAAAUGGUGAAGCUCCGAUCUCUUCUACGGAUAAGCCUCUCGCCGAGACUUCAUCCAACGAGUUCACAACAUCCGACGAAUUCACACCUCCGAGGCGGCUAAGGACCGACGAGAUCCCAAACAUUGUAAAUGAUUUUCGUCUCGCUGCAAGAAACGCUAUAGAAGCUGGUUUUGAUGGAGUGGAGAUCCAUGGCGCACACGGCUACUUGAUCGACCAGUUUAUGAAGGACACUGUCAACGACCGAACCGACGCUUACGGCGGAUCUCUCGAGAACCGAUGUAGAUUCGCGCUGGAAGUAGUCGAAGCUGUGACGAACGAGAUCGGAUCUGACCGCGUUGGAGUCAGACUCUCUCCGUUCGCGAACUAUAUGCAGUCGGGAGAUACAGAGCCUCAAAAGCUAGGUGUUUACAUGGCAAAGUCUCUGAAUAGAUUCAGAACACUCUAUUGCCACAUGGUUGAGCCGAGGAUGAAAACAGCCACUGAGGCUUUCGAAUGCACUGAGUCGCUUACGCCGAUGAGGAAGGCGUUUGAAGGAGCGUUCAUCGUCGCCGGAGGUUAUACAAGAGAAGACGGGAACAAGGCGGUGGCGGAGGGAAGAACCGACCUGGUGGCGUAUGGGAGACUGUUCUUGGCGAAUCCAGAUUUGCCAAGAAGAUUUAAACUCGACGCGCCGCUGAAUAAGUACGACAGAACAAGUUUUUAUACUUCUGAUCCUGUCGUGGGUUAUACUGAUUACCCUUUUCUCGAGACAGAACCUUAAGGUUUUGUCUUUUUUUUUUUUACUUUCCAUUUUUUCAGCUGCUGUAAUAAUCUUACAAGUUGUUAAAAGCAUACAAUUUGUUUACAUUAUAGCCAUAGCAAGUUGUUCACAUUA
Brassica rapa (field mustard) is the source of this 3436-nucleotide messenger RNA. Its product is annotated as putative 12-oxophytodienoate reductase-like protein 1. Gene Ontology annotation, molecular function: oxidoreductase activity; FMN binding. The record is from RefSeq and is a predicted model, not a curated record. NCBI's taxonomy places the organism in Eukaryota, Viridiplantae, Streptophyta, Magnoliopsida, Brassicales, Brassicaceae.